CCGAGCACGAGGAUUCUAUCCCUUAUAGUACAACCUCCAGCUACCGUCGACCGAGUAUUCGAUUGUUACCCUCAAAAGCGACAUAUUACUCAAGCCAGAUACUACAUCUCUCGAUUCAGGCUUUUGUACAUACAUUGGCCUGCGACAUGCGUUUCCUACCCUUGCUCGCCUUGGCCUCGACGGCCCAGGCAUUGUACUUCUACGUCGACGGCGCCUCGUCCAAAUGUUUCUACGAGGAAUUGCCCAAGGGUACUCUUGUAUCGGGCAAAUACUCUGCGGAAGAGUUCGAUGACCGUGCCAACGCCUGGCAACAACACCAGGGAUUGAACAUCUUCAUCUCCGUUGACGAGGUUUUCAACAACGACCACCGCGUUGUCUCCAAGAAGGGCGGAUCGUCUGGGCGCUUCCACUUUGCCGCUGCUGAGGCCGGUGACCACAAGAUCUGUUUCACCCCCUCUUCAACCUCUGGACGUCACGGCUGGCUCUCCACCAGCUAUCCCAACGGCGGUGUCAAGCUUCGUCUUGACAUGGUUAUUGGUGAGAGCAGCGACAUCGAGCGAAGCGAUAAGGGCAAGAUUGAUGACAUUACUACCCGCGUCAAGGACUUGACCAACCGCUUGAACGAUAUUCGUCGCGAGCAAGUUUUCCAGCGUGAACGCGAGGCUGAGUUCAGAGAUCAAUCCGAAUCAACCAACGGACGUGUAGUGCGCUGGAUUAUCAUUCAACUUGUUGUUCUUGGUGGCACCUGCGCUUGGCAGCUGUCGCAUCUGCGAUCUUUCUUUAUUAAGCAGAAGCUCACAUAAAUAUGUAUAAUUCUAGGUUGGAGUUUUGUGUUGCAAAAAUGGCAGGCAAUGUUAAAGGGAGUUCCGAGGCUUGAAGCGACCAGCCAGAGCUCUCGGCCGCCUUCGGCAGGAACGAAAAAAUGAGGUUAAUGAUGCAUUUAGGGGAUACAAACACAUACUUAUUACAUGUGUCUACAAGACGGCUGGUCAUAAUUUAAAUUAAUUUGUCACAUUUUACGAAAAGACGCCCAUUGUGUUGAAUUGCAAUUGUUAUUUCCAUUACAAAAACAUACCAAUAAAACUCCUGAGUGUAUGUGACCUCACGCUCAACCAAGAUUCCGCCGCUCAACUUCCUAGUUUCGAGGUUCCCAGGUCCUAGGCAAAACGUGUAUUUUGGUUGCCGGUGUUGUAGGCGAUGCCUUGCGCUGCCGGGGUGCAGUUUAUUAUAUGAUAGCAUAAAAGAAAAGGUGACGUAUAAAAGGUAAGUGGGAGGAGUAGACGAUGGGACCAGAUCAUUUGCGCCCGUGUUCUGGCGCAAAAGAUCAACAAAUUUCUGAAGGUCGCUGUCCCAGUAACUGAGUGUAGUGAUAGAUGCAGUCGUUGCAGACGUGAAAGGUAGGAAAGAAAAAUGAAGCCCAUGCCGUUCAAAAGAAAUCAAAUAACAGUGGUGAGGAUGACGAAAAUCCAAGGAAAGCGAAGCAUCAGCACUGGCUUUGAGUCGUCCUUUGGCCCUUUGAGUGAGGGCCAAUAAAAAUGACGGCUCAGGUGUGUAUCCGCUGAAAAGUAUCUAUAGUAUGAAAAAAUCAGAUGUUGAUUUGGGCUGUUGCGUUCUUAAACCAGCGCUAGAGAAGCAACCACGGUGUCGUUGUUUAGCUUCUCGCUGUUCGGUCUGGCGCCCCCGCUUGCUCUCAAGAGAAAUAGGCUCGAGGCGAACCAUCUCAAUAAGUCUAUGUUGUCUGGGCAAGUCAUGUGCGUUGGUGGGAGAGUUGUAAUGCAUGUCGUUCAGGCGUGGAGUAUGUCUGUGCGAAUUUGGCGAGGCAAUCGUUCGGCCACAGCAGUACAGGAUAACACACUCUCGCAAACCCACUGCGGGCAUCUAACCGCAGCAAAUCGUCUUCAUAAACUUCUGGAAGCCAGUAGGUUGUGGCUCCACAACCUGAUCAUUGCUUUGGCCAACCUGUCCGAGAGCCUGUUGCGAAGUCUUGUGCUGAGGCAGAUUUUGAGCGCUGUUCUGGAACUGGGCCUGGGUAGAGCCUGCUGGGGUAGACAUUUCACGCAAACCACCGGCGGUGCUAAUUCGCUGGCCUGAGUAGCCACCUUGCCCGUUUGGACGAUCUCUCUGAUCUCUCCCCAUCUGCUUGAUCGGGGACGGAGGGGGAGGCUGGGCGGCGUUUAAACGGCCGACAGUAAGAUUCUGUGCUUGCUGAUGAGCCGUGGUAUUCCCAGGACGAUGACCGCUGUGUAACUCCAUUUGCGAGGGACCAGGUCGUGCAUUCGGGUUGUGAAGGUAGGAGUGGCCCUUCGGGUCCCAACCCUUUCCCGAAUCCUUGCUAAUCUUCAUCCAGUCGUAUUCGCCGUCUUCCACUUCGCCGGCAUUCUUGAGAGCCUGUGUGAAAAGCUCGCGCAGGUAGUCGUAGUCGGGAGUAUCCUCGAAUCCAAGGUUUCGUACGUAGGUCAAAUACUUGUUGAAUUCCUCGGGGAAUCCUUCGCAAAGGUCCUUGAUAGCGGUGGUCUGCUUCUUCUCUCCAAUCUUUUCAUACUUUUGCUUGUUUGUGGCGGCCUUGAGACCCUGCCACGGCAAACCUCCUCUCAGGAAGUACAUGAAGACAUGACCAAGAGCCUCGAGGUCAUCACGGCGCGAUUGUUCGCGGCCCAAGUGUGUGUUGAUACUCAUAUAACGAGCGGUUCCGGACAGAGACUUCCUCUCACGGUAGGGAAUGUGCUGCUUGGUCUUGGGGUCUCGGUACUGCUUGGCCAUGCCGAAGUCGACAACGUGGAUCACACUAGAAGCCUUAGUACCUGGGCGACCAAUCAGGAAGUUGUCAGGCUUGAUAUCGCGGUAGAUCAAGUUGCGUUCGUGAAUUGUCUGGACACGCGAAAGCAUUUGCUUGGCUACCAUAACAACGGUCUUGA
This is a messenger RNA of [Torrubiella] hemipterigena, 2915 nucleotides long. The record is from the annotation of a GenBank genome assembly. NCBI's taxonomy places the organism in Eukaryota, Fungi, Ascomycota, Sordariomycetes, Hypocreales, Clavicipitaceae.